UUUUAAGGGUACUGUUGGGAAUCGGGGAAACCCAUCUUUAAAUGGGAGGUCACUUGACAUUACGCUCACAGUCCCUUUAAGGUUUAAGAUUGCUGGAACAUAUUUGUACCUAAAUACGAUAGUUUUAUCUUCUUCAGUACUUCUAGCACUGUUACUAUCGAUGUACUGUCUGUAUUGCACAGACCAGAUGUCCAACAAAAUUGAGAUAAUCUCCAGACAGAUAGAUAACAAAACGGAUGAGGCAGUAGUGAGACUGAAUGAUCUGGAAAUGAAACUGAAUACAUUAACAAUAGAUAUUCUAACUAAGAAGCAGGAGAAAAGUGAACCUAUCUGGCCAAUGUUUGAUUGCUCAAGGACGAGUAGGCUGCAUGAUCGAGGAAUAAUAACUUAUAAUACUUGUCUAGUGGAUACUACGAAUGGUUCCAUGAAUCCUGCAACAGGAAUAUUUACUACAGCAGAUUCCCAGCCUGGUAUUUAUCAGAUAUCAUUUACUGCUAAAUAUGUAGCGCACAGUAAUGGAAAGUUUGGUGCUUGGUCGGAUAUUAUGGUCAAUGACAAGGUUGUGGGGGACUCACAACGCGAAUACAAUGGAAACAGUAGAACAGAGAGCAGUACUCAUACAGUUAUUCUUCUUCAUAUCCUUAGGGCUGCAGAUACAGUACGUGUACAAUUCAACAAGGAUGGAAGCAGCUACAUACACAGUGAUGACGACCAUGAUGUACACUUUACAGUACGUAAAGUAGCUGAUAUACCUUCCUUCAUGUAAACAACUAUCAACUUUAUAUGUAAUGAUGAAAUAUAUAUAAAACUAAUCACUGAAAA
Messenger RNA from Eurytemora carolleeae, 822 nucleotides. RefSeq lists its product as uncharacterized. Bases 161 to 766 code for a protein of 201 amino acids. The record is from RefSeq and is a predicted model, not a curated record. The transcript has 12 exons. Gene Ontology annotation, molecular function: protein binding. Lineage: Eukaryota; Metazoa; Arthropoda; Copepoda; Calanoida; Temoridae.